This is a messenger RNA of Cutaneotrichosporon oleaginosum, 843 nucleotides long. RefSeq lists its product as uncharacterized. Lineage: Eukaryota; Fungi; Basidiomycota; Tremellomycetes; Trichosporonales; Trichosporonaceae. The record is from RefSeq and is a predicted model, not a curated record.
CCUCACUCCCUCGCUUCAAUCGACCCCUGUUCUCGACCGCUUGAUUCCUCAUUGCUGCACGUCCGACUCGCCAGUCUUUGCGCCGCCCUCAUCAUGUCACUCCCCUCCCUCGUGCUCGCACGAGCAUCCCGUCGCCCCUUCCUGGCAACCCGCUCCAUCACCACUUCCCUUCUCACCCCUCCCCGAGCGGCUCCUCGCGCGCCCUUCUCCCCCCACCCCCUCGGUGCAGCCUAUUCGACAGGACCGUCUAGAACAUAUGCUGCCCUUCGUCAGCUGCACAACUCCGCACCAACCGCCCGCGCGCCCGUCCCCAACCCUCAUUCCCCGCUCGUCCCCGGUCGUGGGGCUGGGCCGCAGCCAAAUGGUGGGAGUGGCACGGAUGGCAAGAAGAAGAACACGCAGUACGGGCUAUGGUACGGCGAGUUGUUUCCUGGAGCCAUGGUUCCAAUCUUCCUUCUCGCGACCGCAAUCUUUCUCUCGCUCUCCUUGCUCCGCACGCACUUGAGCAAUAACCGCGCACUCGUUGAGAGCGCCGAGCGAAUCCAGCAGCUUGAAAGCCAGCUCGCAAGGCUGCGUGCCGAGGCAAAGCGCCGCCAGGAGCGUGAACGGAGGGAGCGCGAGCGCAUCUUGCCCAUUGUUGUGGAGCGUGUGCUGCAGCGCGUGGGAGCUAUGAACCCGGAGGAGGAGCUCGAGGUGGAGGAGGACGUGCUGCUGGUGUGAGCGGUGCGUGGUGUUUCGACCCUCUGACCAGGUAUCUUUCGACAGGGCGGCGGAGGACGUGUUUGGCGGUCGUGCAGUGUACUGAAUGUCUAUGACGACUAGAUGCAGCAUGGUGCUUCUGGA